GGACUUCUACAGCGCGUACGUGCGGGUGCCACCGAAAGAGUGCUGCUGAGAGCUGUGACGUUUAGUGCCGUCGCGCGCGUGUGCUAAAAGCAAAUACAUAUGACAAAUACUUGCUCAUACACACACACACACACGUACACAUGCAUAUGUGUCUGUCUGUAUAUAUAUGUGUAAUUUAAUUAACUUGCAUUUUGCAUUCAGUGCCAAUUAAUGCAUAAUUGCAUUACAAUUACAAUUCCAAUUACUAUUGUUAAUUUUUGAAGUGAAAGCUAAUGCGUUAUGCUGCCCCGUGCCAAAUUCGCCACAAAUUAACAGCAAGCAAAAAUCAUAAAAUUAAAACAAACACAACUAGAAUCGCUGCAGAUGGAAAGCAACGCAUUUGUCAGCAGCCAUUUGCCAUCACAAGCGCUUGUUGUACUAUCGGAGGCCGCUUCCGGUUUGCAUGAGGCACUGCGUGGCCAACGUCCGUUUCCAGCAAGAUUACCUGACGCCAAAGAUCUACACAACAUGUCACUAGUCGGCAACUAUAGCACCCAAUUCCUACACAACUUCCAUCCGCAUCUGCUGCAGACGCUCAACCAUGGAAUGCUGGCGGCCAAUGGAGCAGCUGCCGCCGCUGCUGCGGCCGGUGCUCCGGGCGGGUAUUUCGCCAGCGAGCGCUCGCCGCUGGGAAAGCCGUCGGUGCUGUCGAAUUUCUCGCUGCCGUCGGCCUUCUCGCCGCCCAAGUAUAUUGGCAUAUCCCUGGAUCAGAAUCUUUUCAAUGGCAACGAAUCGUUUCGCACGGAUUCGGCCAGCCCCACGUGCACGUCACACGAAUCCAUGGAGGGAUCACAGGAUUACGAUGCCGUUGAAAAGGGUGAAAGUCCGCGCAGCAAUAAUUCUCAGGAUCCCAGGGAUUUAAGACAUCUGCACAAUGUGAGCAAAGCGCAUACGAUUGCCUCCUCCUCGACAGCAUCCAGCAGCUCGUCGUCCUCCUGCUCGACCAGCUCGGCGGCAGCGGCAGCGGCGGCAGCAGCAGCAGCCAUUAGCUCGGCGGCGGUGGCUGCGGCCACCAGCAGCGCAGUCGUCUCCAUGGCCACGCAUUUGGCCAGUGCGCAUCAGUCGUCGCCGGGUCACCAUCAUCCGCAUCCACAUCCGCAUUCUCAUCCGCAUCACGGGCAUCAUGUGGGCGCCGGCGGCGGGCAGCUGCAACCGCCCACGCACCACCAUAUGGUGCAUGCCCAUCCACAUCCGCUGACCCAUCAUCACGCCGCGCUGGCCAGUCUGGCUGGACUGCGUGCGAUGCCGGGUGGCAUGAGCCUGGUCAGCGGUUUGCAGGCGGCGGCUGCCGGUGGCGCCAUACCCGAUCUCUGUCCCGUCUGUGGACUGAAGCUGAGCCCCGAGGAAUGGCACACGCACUUCCUCACCGAGCUGGACCGCCUGUACAAGCUGAGCGCCGGCUUCGAGCGCGCCAAUCUCCAGGCCACCUACAUGUUCGCACCGCCCUGCCCCGCCCAGGAGAACGCCAUACGCACCAGCCACAAUCGCUGGGAGACCUUUCAGCGCAUUCGCAACAAUCGACAGAAUAGACUGCGGCUGAAGGUGCGCAAGCGUAAAUACGGCGAAAUGUACAUGAUGGAGAGUCUCUACUGUAGUAGUUGUCCCAUAUGCAAGCGCAAGUAUGCGCUCGAAACAGGGAAACUGCCUCCAGAGGAGGACACCAAGAUGCAGGAUGAAAUCGAAACGGUGGAUGUGGAGAGCUGCAACGAUGAUGUGCCGGACUCUGGCUCGGAGCUGCCAACGGCAGCUGGUGGUGCAGGUGCCCUGACGCCCAACAUGCCGCCCUCCAGCAUGCACAACUCGAACGCCCAGCCGGGCAAAUUGGAUGGCAUACUUUAUCGCACGGCGUGCGUUAUUAACCAGAAGGAUGCGCAUGGAGAUGAGCAGGAUGUGAGCACCAACGUGACGGCAGCCAGCAGCAGCAGUGUCAGCUGGUCGGGCGAGACAACGGCCAGCACUCAGGCGCACAUCAGCGUGAAAAACGUCAGCGAGCUGUCAUCUACCACACAUCACUAUUACAAUGCGGACUCCUGCGGCGUGGGCGUGGCUGAGCAUAGCAGCAAUAACAACAACAACAACAAUACGACAACUGCAACCAAAUAUGCGGAGUCCAUGGAGAACAGUCUGUCGCAGCUAUCGUCAAUGGGCGUGCCGGGAUUAACACAAUUGGACACAAAGGUGGGAAUUAGUUCGGAUUUAAAACCGGACGAUGAAAACAAAUGUUUCAUUUGUAAGACAGGCAUAAAGGAUCUCAACACAGAUGCGUUUCUACGCGGACGCAAUUUCUAUUUCCAUCAGAGCUGCGCCAAUGUGAUGAGCAGCUAUAGGCUCAAUAAGGAGCUGCUCAGCCAGGCGCAGGCACAAAGGGAGGCCAAUGCGGCGAAUGCGGCGAAUACGCCGCGCAGCUUGUCGCCAUCGCCCGCACAGUCGCCGCAGCAGAGCGCUGCCACCCCGGCCAUGGAGUAGACGGCGAAUUGAGCAAUCAAAGCGUGAAUUUAUUACAGUUAAUUAAUUCAAAUAUUGUGGUAGCUAAUGAAACAAGUUAAGCGAAUAUCAUGUUUAAUUGGGCAUGUCAAACGCUCGCCCCAAAGCGGGCAACAGUUUUUGUCUCGAUUCCUUUCUGCGGUGCUGCCCAAAAGCGAGCAACCAAUUAUUUCUAAUAAUAUUUAUUUAUUUUGUAUAUUUUUUCACCUAUUCGCUGUGUAAAUUUGCGAAAUCGAAUUAAAUUUUUUUUUUUUUUUAAUUCUCGAAGUUAACAAAAUUAAUUUCCAAAUAUCGAUGUUUAGUGCAAUUUUUGCGUUGCCUUUACGACUGUUUACCAAGCAGCUCGACAUAAAUAUAAUUUUCUUUGUUUCUUAGUACUCCAAAUUCUUGAAUGUGCUAUAAUUGUUAAAUACAAAUGAAAUUAGUUAUCAUAACUAAGCCAAUUAGUUGUACAUUUUAAGCGUAAAAUAUUUAUG
Messenger RNA from Drosophila navojoa, 2999 nucleotides. RefSeq names its product teyrha-meyrha (gene tey). Gene Ontology annotation, biological process: protein ubiquitination. The record is from RefSeq and is a predicted model, not a curated record. NCBI's taxonomy places the organism in Eukaryota, Metazoa, Arthropoda, Insecta, Diptera, Drosophilidae. Gene Ontology annotation, molecular function: ubiquitin protein ligase activity.